AUGAAUAAAAAAUUUAUUUUUAUUUUAUUAAUUGUAUUUAUUUGUUUUUUAAAUAUUUCUCAAUCAAUUAGAAUAAAUAAUAAUAAAAAUAAUAAUAUUAAUAAUAAUUAUAAUAAUAAUAAUAAUAACAAUAUACAAACAAAAGAAAAGAGAGAAAGAAAUUUAAUUAAAUUUAAAGAGAUUGAAAAAAUAAGAAAAUUUUUAGGAAAUGUUGAAAGUUUAACAACAAUUCCAUUGGUUAGUAAUGAAAAGAUUAUAUUGGAAAAAUUAUAUUCCGAUUGGAAUGGUAAAGAUUGGGAUGAUAAUACAAAUUGGUUAAAUGGUGAUCCAUGUAUGAAUCAAUGGUAUGGUAUUGAAUGUAAUUCAUUCGAUGGUGGAAUAACAAAUAAUGUAAUAUCAAUUAAAAUGAGUUUAAAUAAUAUAGUUGGUGAAAUGUCAACUGAAAUUAAAAAUUUAGUACAUUUGCAAACAUUGGAUAUUUCAAAUAACGGCUUUUAUGGUGAAAUUCCAAUUGGAAUUUUUCAACAAAUGAAUAAUCUUUCCUAUAUAUCACUAAAUGAAAAUGAAUUCCAAGGUGAUUUAGAAUGGGCAUCGUAUUUACCAGAUUCAAUAGUUACAUUAUGGAUUGCAAUGAAUCAAUUUCAAGGUACUAUUCCAACAUUUUUUAGUAAAUAUCCAAUUUUAGAUUUACUCUUUUUAGAAGAGAAUUUAUUAAUUGGUACAAUUCCACCAGAAGUUGGAGAUUUAAAAAAAAUUAAAUUAUUAGAUUUUGGUUUAAAUACAAUUACUGGUACAUUACCAUCAUCAAUAGGGAAUUUAUCAUAUUUAGAACAAUUUUGGUUAUAUGAUAACCAAUUGGAAGGUAGCAUUCCAUUAACAAUGGGAAAUUUACAAAAUUUAAAAUUAUUUGAAGUAACAAGAAAUCAGUUAGGUGGAGAUUUAAGUGGUGUUUUUUUAAAUAAUCCAAAUUUAAAAUCAUUAAGAUUUUCAGGAAAUUCAUUUUAUGGUGAUUUAGAUUGGAUAUGUCAAUUGGAUGGAUUAAGAGAUGUUCAUUUUGAUAUUAAUAGAUUUGAAAGUUUACCAAAUUGUUUAGGGAAAGCACCAUUACAAAUGAAUGAAUUAUUAUUAGCAGAUAAUUUAAUUUCUGGUACAAUACCAUCAAGUAUUGGUAAUAUGAUUGGUAUUGAAUAUAUUAACUUAGCACGUAAUAAUUUAACUGGAACAAUACCAUCAUCAUUUAAUAACUUUUCAAAUUUAAAUAGAAUUGAUAUUUCUUCAAAUAAAUUUAAUUGUUCAUUAUCCGAAAUUUUAGAUCCAAUUAAACAUCAAACUCAUUUAACAAUUAUAUCAGCGCAAUAUAAUGAAAUUCAUGGUGAAUUUUUUGAAAAUAUGGUUUGGGAUGGUGUACAACAAAUUGAAUUAUUAACAAAAAUUUUUAUUAUUAAUCUUUCACAUAAUAAAUUAAGUGGACCAAUUCCAGAAUAUUUAUCUUGGAUGCCAAAUUUAAAUGAUUUAGAUUUAUCAUAUAAUAAUUUAUCAGGAACAGUGCCAAAUCAGUUAAGUUUUUUAUCAACAAUGUAUUUAGAAAAUAAUCCAUUUUUAGGAAGUAGUGAUGGUAGUUUACCAUUAUUUAUGGAACCAAGUGUUAUUUUUAUUCAUAAAGAUACUGAAUCAUAUGCAUGUCCAUCAAUUAUUGGUAAAGGAUUUGAUAUUAGAAUUUCAUUAGAUUCAACUUAUUAUAAUAAUAGUUUUUGUCUUUGUGAUUAUAAUUAUCGUGGUGUAAAUGGGUCAUGUAAAAUAUGUCCACAAGAUUCAUAUUGUCCAGGUGGUGGCAAUGAUAUUCUAAUUCCAAGCGGAUAUUACCCAAUGCCAUCAAAUGAAAAUCCAGAAUAUUUAUUGAAAUGUAUAAUUAGUAAUUUUGGGUAUACAUCAUGUAAUCCAGAUUCAUCAUAUAAUUAUACAUGCCAAGAUGGUUAUCAAGGUAGAUUAUGUUCAAAAUGUGUCGAUGGUUAUUUCCAUAAGGGAACAGAAUGUUCAGUUUGUCCAACCGGUCCACAAUCGAUUGUAAUUUUCAUAGUGGUUGUAGUUGUUUUCAUUGCAUUGUUUUUAUUCUUUGUAAUGACAGAUCCAAAAAGAUCAUUACCAUCAUCUACACGUAAAACCGUUAUGUAUUAUUACCAAGUUUUCAAUUUACUACUUUCAAAAUUAUCUCCAUGGCCAUCAUUUUUCUCAAUUUUUUACAGUGGUUCAAGUUGGUUAAAUUUUUCAUUUGGUUUCCUUUGUAUAAAUAAUUUAUCACGUUGGCCAAAUUUAUUCAUUGUCAUGAUUUGUUUACCAUUUGCAUUUUUGGUGAUUUCAAUUGUUUUCAUUGCAUCAAUGCAAUUAUUCCAUUAUGUAAAGAGUAGUUUAAAUGGUGUAGAUUACAUUUUCAAUAAGAAAUUAAUUUAUUCAGGUGUCCGUGUUAAUCUUUUAGCAUUGAAUUUCUUAUAUUUACCAUUGUGUAUUUAUAUCUUUCAAAAUUAUCCAUGUACAAAAGACCAAGUCACAGGUGAAUCGUUUAUGUCAUUUUUCCCAUGGCAAGAAUGUGGUGAUAAUUCAACACAUAAUCGUAUAAUGAGAUUAACAAUUGCAUUCACAAUUAUCUAUGUUAUUGGUAUACCAUUAUUAUUUGCGAUAUUACUAUUCUACAAUAGAAAGAGAUUAGAUAAUCCAAUGAUUUUAACAAUGAUUGGUUCAAUUUAUAUAGAUUAUCGUAAAUCAGUUUAUUGGUAUGAAUUGGUUGCUUUGGGUAGAAGAUUUUUCAUGGCAGUUUCAUUGGCUUUAAUCGAUCCAAAAUCAUCAUUCAGUAUAUUCGUUGUGUUACUCGUAAUUGGUUCAUCAAUUAUUAGUCAAAUCAUAUUUAAACCAUACGUUUAUAGAAUUAGUAAUUAUUCUGAAACUAUUGGUAAUUCAGUUUUACUUUUUAGUUAUGUUUGUAUUUUAAUUUUAUCAUCAUUGGCAACUACAAAACUUUAUGAUUCACAAGGUAUUGAAAUCAUUUUAUCAGUGGUUGUUGUGGUUUAUACUGUUUUAUUAUUAUUAUUAUUCUUAUUCUCUUUGAAAUACUUUUUACCAAAAAAAUGGCAAACAGUUAUCGAUUAUCAUAUCAUCAAAUUCAUAACAUGGGUUAGAAUCACUUCAAAUAAUUUAAUUUCUGAUAUUAAAGAUAUUAAUUCAAUUGAUGGCGAUGAUAGUUUUGAAACAACAAAAGAACCAAUUUUUGAAAGAACUGUCAGUAAUAAUUUAAAUGUUUUAGGUAGUUUUGAAUUAAAAAGAAGAAAUUCUCAAAUAAAUUCAAAUUGUAAUAAUAAUAAUAAUAAUAAUAAUAAUAAUAAUAAUAAUAAUAAUAAUAAUAAUAAUAAUAAUAAUAAUAAUAUUAAUAAUAAUAUAAUUUCAGCAAAACAAUUAGACUGUAAUAAUAAUAAUAAUAAUUAUAACGGUGAAAAAAUAACACCUGGUGAUGGUCAAGAUUGUUUAAUUAGUUUAUCGAUUGAUAAUAGUGGAACAAAUUUUAAUCAUAAUAAUGAUAAUAAUAAUAAUGAUGAUAAUAAUGAUAAUAAUAUUAAUAAUAACGAAGAGUUUAAUAAAAAUAAUUAA
Dictyostelium discoideum AX4 is the source of this 3636-nucleotide messenger RNA. RefSeq names its product leucine-rich repeat-containing protein. The record is from RefSeq and is a predicted model, not a curated record. NCBI's taxonomy places the organism in Eukaryota, Evosea, Eumycetozoa, Dictyosteliales, Dictyosteliaceae. The transcript is spliced from 5 exons. Bases 1 to 3636 code for a protein of 1211 amino acids. Gene Ontology annotation, cellular component: membrane.